Messenger RNA from Fusarium mangiferae, 2304 nucleotides. RefSeq lists its product as uncharacterized. Gene Ontology annotation, biological process: regulation of transcription by RNA polymerase II; DNA-templated transcription. The transcript has 6 exons. The coding region runs from base 1 to 2304 and encodes 767 amino acids. Gene Ontology annotation, cellular component: chromatin. The record is from RefSeq and is a predicted model, not a curated record. Gene Ontology annotation, molecular function: DNA-binding transcription factor activity, RNA polymerase II-specific; RNA polymerase II cis-regulatory region sequence-specific DNA binding; zinc ion binding. NCBI's taxonomy places the organism in Eukaryota, Fungi, Ascomycota, Sordariomycetes, Hypocreales, Nectriaceae.
AUGAACUCAGCCGCGUCUGGAAUGUCGGUUAUCUCUUUCGAUACAGAGGCGAAAGCUUCAUUCAAGUGCCAAACGUGUGCCAAGUCGUUCAAGCGGAGGGAGCACCGAACUCGCCAUGAGCAAAGCCGUUUGUCACUUCCAAAACCAUAUGCGUGCCGGGUCUGCAAACGCCGCUACUCUCGCAGUGAUCUUGUUGCUCGGCAUGAAAGAACUAUUCACGCAUCGGAAAUGCUGCCCAAGGUGACAGCGAUAUAUGAUUCCACGACAGAAGAGACCCCAAGCCCAGUCCCUCCGAUUGUUUUCCACAAUAGCACCAGCAUUCAAGACGAAAACAUACUGGACCCGAGUCACUUGUCGACGACUAAUAUUUUUUCCGAGGCCGAGGCAAAUGUCUUUGACGAGAUAUCUUUAGACUUCUUCGACCCAUUCCUUGGUAACAUGUUUGAUCAAUUCGCUUUCUCCGCGCCAUUGGAGUUCCAGGCAUCUCACAAUGACCAAUGCAGCACGACAACUGUGUCUGCCCUGACAGCAGGAACUGCACUUGAGAAACAACGCACAAGCCAAAGCAUGUCAAAGCACAGCCAGCAAUGCAUCCCGCAAAUCAUGAGCCCCUCGCCCACGCAAAGUGAGCCCAAAAUUCUAUUUACCAGCGAUAUGCGGGACAGUUGCCUCGUAGAUUUGCAGUCUCGCCUUUUACCAGACCAAUUAAGGCGCUUUCAAUUACCAGACACAGCAUGCCUGCAGAGAUGCAUCGACAGCUAUAUCAAAGCAUUUCACAUCCAUUUUCCCUUCCUGCAUCUGCCUACUCUUGACCUAGGAGCUGCUCCAAGCUCGCUGACUCUGGCUAUUUGCACGAUAGGCGCUCUUCACCGGCUUGAAAGAAGACUUGCGGCAUCUCUAUAUUUCACAGCCGAGCUUGCCCUUACAAACUCCGACUCUGAUAGUCGGCUGACUUGCUCAUCACUUCUGCAGGAUUGGGCGAGGCCUCGCAACUCACCUCCGCCGGUGGAGAUUCCACCGCUCGCGCUAGCUCAAGCACGCCUAAUACUUGUAUUCUAUGCCGCUUUCAGCGCUAUCCCACCUCAUGCAAUGGCCUUGACGGGAUACAAUCAUCGUUUUGCUGACAUUCAUUUCUUUAAGGACUUUCAUUUGAGCAUGUCCCGCGUCAGACCUGACUCUUUGAUAUUAAACUCGAUUGACUGGCGUUCAUGGGCUGAGCGCGAAUCAUUGAAGCGCUUAUCGUGCAGCACCUUAGUACUCGGCAACCUACUUUCAAUGACAUACGGGAUAUCACCAGGCUUCACAGCACAGGAAGAGCGCAAUAUCGAGAUGCCAGUGGACGACGCACUAUGGGAUGCCCCAACGGCUUCUUCCUGGGAGGCACUCGCGCAGGGCAGAUCGUGCUCUUCACCUCUAGGUCUCCAGGAAGCUACCGCCUCAUUCUUUAUGAACACAAGCCAACGACAAAAAGCCGAUAGCCGCUGGACAUGGUCGCCCUUUGCAGCGUCUGUUGUAAUGCACAGCGUUGCCAUAUCGGUUUGGUACCUUAAUCAAGGCCAGCAGGCCUGCUAUGGAUCAACAGGAAAUCCCCAAGAGGGUAACAGGCCUGGAGCUGCGCGAAUCGAGGCUGCUCUGUCACGAUGCAGGGAUUUCUUGACUGCCGCGCAUACUGAAAAUGAGGGCAAUUGGAGCGAUACUGAUAACCCAUUGCUUUUCAACGCCUUCGCUGUCCUACGUGUCGCCUAUGGGCGAGCCUUCUUCGGCGUCCAAACUCUAGAUCGCUCCAUUCUGUUUCACGAGAGGAGUCAGGACAUGCUGCCCAUUAUAGAGCAAUAUUUCAACCAGGUCCAAGAAAGGGAUAAUUUCAUCACGAUGGCGGUUACUCGAGCACUUGAGGGAUUUGCCAUCCCCAUCCGGACAGGAAUGUUACUUAUGCAAAAGACAGCCGCUUUCAAAUGGAGUGUGGAACAUGCUCUAGCUGCUUGGGAUGCUGGCCUUCUGGUUACAAAAUGGGUGUACACGAUUGAACGGCUUCAAAAAUCAGGCAACGCAGUGACCACCGAAGAAGGUCAGGUCCUGGACAAUAUCAGGCGGCUUUUCAAAGAGAUUGAUAUGGACUUUUCUCAGGGCUUCUCACUUUCUGCAGAGCUUGCACGGAUAUGGGCAAGCCUUUUUGAUGAUACGUGGGUUUGGGGAGGUAACUAUGAAUCCAUGGGAGAGACUCGUAUGUGUUGGCUGACAGGUGUUGUGAGUAGUCGCACCACGAAUCGGCUGGGUUCUGCGUCAAUUAGCCACCAUGUUUGA